GAGGCAGAGGCGGACGGGGCGGACGGGGCGGGCCGGCUGGGUUCGGGCAGCGCGGCCGCGGCCAUGGGGGGCUUGAAAGACGAACUGCUCAAAGCCAUCUGGCACGCCUUCACCGCGCUCGACCUGGACCGCAGCGGCAAGGUCUCCAAGUCGCAACUCAAGGUCCUUUCCCAUAACUUGUGCACGGUGCUGAAGGUUCCUCAUGACCCCGUUGCCCUGGAAGAACACUUCAGAGAUGACGAUGAGGGGCCCGUCUCCAAUCAGGGCUACAUGCCAUAUUUAAACAAGUUCAUUCUGGAGAAGGUCCAAGACAACUUUGACAAGAUUGAAUUCAAUAGAAUGUGCUGGACCCUCUGCGUCAAGAAGAACCUCACGAAGAGUCCACUACUUGUUACCGAAGAUGAUGCAUUUAAAGUGUGGGUCAUUUUCAACUUUUUGUCUGAGGACAAGUAUCCAUUAAUUAUUGUGCCAGAAGAGAUUGAAUACCUGCUUAAGAAACUUACAGAAGCUAUGGGAGGAGGUUGGCAACAAGAACAAUUUGAACAUUACAAAAUAAACUUUGAUGACAAUAAAGAUGGCCUUUCUGCAUGGGAACUUAUUGAGCUGAUUGGAAAUGGACAGUUUAGCAAGGGCAUGGAUCGCCAGACGGUGUCUAUGGCCAUUAAUGAAGUCUUCAAUGAGCUUAUUCUAGAUGUAUUGAAACAGGGUUACAUGAUGAAAAAAGGCCACAAACGGAAAAACUGGACUGAGCGCUGGUUUGUGUUAAAACCCAACAUAAUUUCCUACUAUGUGAGCGAGGAUCUGAAAGAUAAGAAAGGAGACAUCCUCCUGGAUGAGAACUGCUGUGUGGAGUCACUGCCUGACAAAGACGGAAAGAAAUGUCUUUUUCUAAUAAAAUGCUUUGAUAAGACCUUUGAAAUCAGUGCCUCGGAUAAGAAGAAGAAGCAAGAAUGGAUUCAGGCCAUCCAUUCUACCAUCCAUCUGUUGAAGCUGGGCAGCCCCCCACCACACAAGGAAGCCCGUCAGCGUCGGAAAGAGCUCCGAAGGAAGCUGCUAGCAGAGCAGGAGGAGCUGGAGCGGCAGAUGAAGGAGCUCCAAGCCGCCAAUGAGAACAAGCAGCAGGAGCUGGAGAGUGUGAGGAAGAAACUGGAGGAAGCAGCAUCUCGUGCAGCAGACGAGGAAAAGAAGCGCCUGCAGACCCAGGUAGAACUCCAGACCAGGUUCAGCACGGAGCUGGAGCGGGAGAAGCUGAUCAGACAGCAGAUGGAAGAGCAGGUUGCCCAGAAGUCAUCCGAACUGGAGCAGUAUCUGCAGCGGGUCCGGGAGCUGGAAGACAUGUACCUGAGGCUGCAGGAGGCCCUGGAGGACGAGCGGCAGGCCCGGCAGGACGAAGAGACAGUGCGCAAGCUUCAGGCCAGGUUGUUGGAGGAAGAGUCGUCUAAGAGGGCGGAGCUGGAAAGGUGGCACCUGGAGCAACAGCAGGCCAUUCAGACGACGGAGGCGGAGAAGCAGGAGCUGGAGCAGCAGCGCGUCCUGAAGGAGCAGGCGCUGCAGGAGGCCAUGGCACAGCUGGAACAGCUGGAGCUGGAGCGGAAGCAGGCGCUGGAGCAGUAUGAGGGAGUUAAAAAGAAGCUAGAGAUGGCAACAAAUAUGACCAAGAGCUGGAAGGACAAAGUGGCCCAUCAUGAGGGAUUAAUACGCUUGAUAGAACCAGGUUCGAAGAACCCUCACCUCAUCACCAACUGGGGACCCGCAGCAUUCACCCAGGCGGAGCUCCAGGAGAGAGAGAAGAGCUGGAAAGAGAAGAAGACCACGGAGUGACAGCUCUCCCGGCGGCCACCCCAGUCAGUCACACCAGUGAGGAGUCCAGAGCUUCAGGACAAGGACGCCGGCUUUGCUGCUUCUAGUCUUUCCUCGGCCCUCUGGCGGGGCCCACCUGCUAAGGAGGCUGUAUUUACCUCCUAGCGCUGUGGGCGGGAAUGUAGGCACAGGUGUAGCUGGGGCCACCUUCACGUCACUGUCACCGCAGCCUUUGCAGCCCUGUCUCAGCUCCUCUUUGGGAGGUCAGCUGCCUCCUUAGGCAGCACAUUCCCUCUGCUGAUUGGCUGGUCUGCUUGCCUUUCCUGUCAGGGGACAGGGCAAGCCUCAUUGUUGGUGCUGUGAUGGACAAGCCACCAGUCACUGGCCUUGUAGAUGGGAUCUGGUUGGUGUUGGAUUUUUUUUUUUUUUGUUUGGUUGUUGUUGUUGUUUUUUCAGCUUUAGCUAAGAUACUUCUUUCCCUGACCAUCAUGCACUUGGCCUGCUUCAUUUGCAUUUCCUUUCCCCUCACCUCAAAGGGAAGCAUACCCUGGCCCAGUGUCUGAACCGAGUUCUUUGGGUGCUCUGUCCCCAGGCCCCUAGUCCAUGUGUGGAAGUGUUGUAGAGGGUCUAACCUGAGAUCAGUGGUGAGUGGUGGGAAGCUGGCAGGCCAGAGGCUGGUUGGCUGUAAAGUGUCACAGGGUGAUGGCGCACGUUUCACUUGGACUGCAUCUCUGACCCCCACCCCCACCCCGGGACCCGGGUCGCGGUUUCUACGCUUUCUGUUUGACUGUAUCGAGGAAAGUUUUCAGCUGCCAUCUGGCAGGUGAUGUAUGUGUUAGAGAAAAGGUGGAAUUCGGUAGCAGAGCAGAGAACCCCCGUGUCCUGUCCUAGCCUCAGAGCAGAGAGCAGGCCAUUCUAGGCACAUGCGAAUCUAGAGAGAGUUCAGUGUUCCUGGCGUCUUCAGAAGGACUGGACAGAAUUUCGUAAAUCUCUGCUUUUUAUGACUGGAAAACAUUUGCCAAUGGAAGUCUUAAAAAUUUUUUUUCUAAUAUUUUGGGCUGCUUAAUAAAAGUGUAAUUUUAUUUAA
Messenger RNA from Psammomys obesus (fat sand rat), 2887 nucleotides. RefSeq names its product switching B cell complex subunit SWAP70 (gene Swap70). The coding region runs from base 64 to 1821 and encodes 585 amino acids. The record is from RefSeq and is a predicted model, not a curated record. Gene Ontology annotation, cellular component: nucleus; cytoplasm. The transcript has 12 exons. Lineage: Eukaryota; Metazoa; Chordata; Mammalia; Rodentia; Muridae.